Salvelinus namaycush (lake trout) is the source of this 3475-nucleotide messenger RNA. Its product is annotated as SLAM family member 9-like. The coding region runs from base 33 to 908 and encodes 291 amino acids. The transcript has 5 exons. The record is from RefSeq and is a predicted model, not a curated record. Lineage: Eukaryota; Metazoa; Chordata; Actinopteri; Salmoniformes; Salmonidae.
GACGAAGAGAAACUUAAUCUCUCAUUUUCAAAAUGAAUAUGAAUAUUCUGGGGUUUCUUCUCAUUUUAAGGCUAUGCGUCACCAUAGGAAUCAGGGCAGAACCUUCAGUGGACCAGUAUGGGUUGAAGGGGGGUUCAAUAUGUCUGGCUGUUGCAGAACCUCCUGAGAUGAUCAAAGGACUUCAAUGGAUGAAGGACAGUGAUGUAAUAUUUGGAGACAAAGAGAUCUCCCCUAAAUACAAGGAGAAGGUGGACUAUAACAAUGAUAACCAUUCUCUGUGUAUUAAGAAUCUGUUGAACACAGACAGUGGAAUUUACAUGGUAAACUACCAGAAAAGUUGGAAAGAAUCAAGGACUACAUAUAGACUGUUAGUGGAGGAUCAUGUUCCCAAACCAGUCAUGGAUGUCACAUCUCUCUUCAACACAAGUGUGGGACUCUGUGAUGUCACAGUGAACUGUUCAGUUAAAGAUGGCUGGAUGUUGUCUGUCUGUGACAGCGGUCAGUGUACACUGUCACAACAGUCUCCGUCACUAACCGGUGGUAACAUGACCAUCUCCGUAUUGACUGGAAGGAUCCAAUGCACCAGCAGCAACCACGUCAGCACACAGACCAUCUCUCAACCCAUGGAGGACUGUAGUGGUGAGGAUGGGAAUAACUCAGUGUUACCAGUUGGCACCAUUGUGGGUGUUGUUACUGGUAUAUUACUCCUAGUUGCUGUGUUACUUGGUGUCAGAUACAUCAAACUUACCAGAAGACAGAAAAUCCCUAAAGAACAACAUUCACUAGAAGAGGUCAUUGUUCCAAGAGCUUACAACUCAGUGAACACUUCACCAGGGAGAGAAGAUCCACACCACUCUCCUGUCCAGAACCACAGCACUCUCCUGACCAGAACCACAGCCCUCUCCUGACCUGAACCACAGCCCUCUCCUGUCCAGAACCACAGCACUCUCCUGUCCAGAACCACAGCACUCUCCUGACCAGAACCACAUCACUCUCCUGAUCAGAACCACAGCACUCUCCUGACCAGAACCACAGCCCUCUCCUGACCUGAACCACAGCACUCUCCUGUCCAGAACCACAGCACUCUCCUGUCCAGAACCACAGCACUCUCCUGUCCAGAACCACAGCACUCUAAUGGACAGAACCACAGCACUCUCCUGUCCAGAACCACAGCCCUCUCCUGUCCAGAACCACAGCCCUCUCCUGUCCAGAACCACAGCAUCUCCUGUCCAGAACCACAUCACUCUCCUGUCAAGAACCACAGCACUCUCCUGACCAGAAUCACAUCACUCUCCUGAUCAGAACCACAGCACUCUCCUGUCCAGAACCACAACCCUCUCCUGACCAGAACCACAACCCUCUCCUGUCCAGAACCACGGCCCUCUCCUGACCAGAACCACAGCACUCUCCCGUCCAGAACCACAACACUCUAAUGGACAGAACCAGAGAUACAGACUGUCUACUUUACUGAGAAGAACCAGCACCAGCAGAACACCUCCAAGUUGAAACAGGAAGUGCAUCACCAGACAUGAGAGCAGAAGAACGGGAAGGUGGGCCUCUGAUGUCACAUCAUACAGUCAUUGGGUUACAUCAGUUCUCGACCUUGUACAGAACCCAUGAGACAUUACACCACCUAGUGGACAUGAAUAAUAGCAGCAGAGUAAACCUCUGGGCUUCAUUCAUCAACAUGUGUCUAGAUUCAUCAACGUGGGUCUAGAUUCAUUAACAUGUGUCUAGAUUCAUCAACGUGUGUCUAGAUUCAUCAACGUGUGUCUAGAUUCAUCAACGUGUGUCUAGAUUCAUCAACGUGUGUCUAGAUUCAUCAACGUGUGUCUAGAUUCAUCAACGUGUGUCUAGAUUCAUCAACGUGUGUCUAGAUUCAUCAACAUGUCUAGCUUCAUCAACGUGUGUCUAGAUUCAUCAACGCGUGUCUAGAUUCAUCAACGCGUGUCUAGAUUCAUCAACGCGUGUCUAGAUUCAUCAACGUGGGUCUAGAUUCAUUAACGUGUGUCUAGAUUCAUCAACGUGUGUCUAGAUUCAUCAACGUGUGUCUAGAUUCAUCAACGUGUGUCUAGAUUCAUCAACGUGUGUCUAGAUUCAUCAACGUGUGUCUAGAUUCAUCAACGUGUGUCUAGAUUCAUCAACGUGUGUCUAGAUUCAUCAACGUGUGUCUAGAUUCAUCAACGUGUGUCUAGAUUCAUCAACGUGUGUCUAGAUUCAUCAACGUGUGUCUAGAUUCAUCAACGUGUGUCUAGAUUCAUCAACGUGGGUCUAGAUUCAUCAACGUGGGUCUAGAUUCAUCAACGUGGGUCUAGAUUCAUCAACGUGGGUCUAGAUUCAUCAACGUGGGUCUAGAUUCAUCAACGUGGGUCUAGAUUCAUCAACGUGGGUCUAGAUUCAUCAACGUGUGUCUAGAUUCAUCAACGUGUGUCUAGAUUCAUCAACGUGUGUCUAGAUUCAUCAACGUGUGUCUAGAUUCAUCAACGUGUGUCUAGAUUCAUCAACGUGUGUCUAGAUUCAUCAACGUGUGUCUAGAUUCAUCAACAUGUCUAGAUUCAUCAACGUGUGUCUAGAUUCAUCAACGUGUGUCUAGAUUCAUCAACGUGUGUCUAGAUUCAUCAACAUGUCUAGAUUCAUCAACAUGUCUAGAUUCAUCAACGUGUGUCUAGAUUCAUCAACGUGUGUCUAGAUUCAUCAACAUGUUGUGAAGUUGUUUUAUACUAAAAUCUUUAUAUGUGCUAGUAUGUGUUAUUACUAAACCACAAAGACCACAUUUUUCCAGAUGUGUCCAAUCCUAAAUGAUCCCCUGGCUCAGGUUUACAGCACAUUGAUUGUAGGAUCAGAUAGGUGUACCAGUCAGCAGUAACAUGGAAUUAGUUCCACCUACCCAUCAAUGUUCUGUAUAUGAGAGGGUAGACUUGACCUAAUCAGGCCACCGUAGAUGGAUUCUUUGACACAUUAAUUUUUUGGUAAACAAUUGAGGGAUAGGGCUGGAUAAAUGUAACCACUCUCAAAUGUAUAGGCUGAGCUUUGAAUGCAAGGACUGACCAUCCAUGAUAUCAAAAUUAUAGUUUUAACCAUGUUUAACCAGUUUUUCUUUGCAAUUACAUAGUUUACUAACAAUGGAGUAAAGCAGCUUAUAUUUUGGGGUGUGAUGGGGUACGGCAGUUACAUUAACCUCAUGAGGUAUCAACCUGCACUUGUGCUUUUUUGUAUCUUGGCCUUCUUGAUUUUUCUCCUUUUGAUGACCUGAUGGCCUGUUGACCUGAUGACCUGUUGACCUGUUGAAUGUGCAGCCUUGAAGGAACCUGUAAGAAGUGUGAAUGAUGUAAACAUACCUUGCUGUUUCAAUGUAACUGUUGACUAGGAAUAUGAAAAAAAUUAAUCAAUAUAAAUCUUUAAAAGUCUGAUUUAACCACUAGAUCAAUCAAUCAAUCAAUCAAUCAAAUGUAUUUAUAAAGCCCUUCUUACAUCA